CUCGUAGACCAGUACGUACCAUCACUUAUGGCCACAUGAAUCCCCUCACUCUGACUCUAAAUCGGAAAUAAAAUACUUUUUCCUCCAUUUUUAAUUGUUGAGUGUUCUUCCAUGAGAAAUUUUUGAGAAUGUGUUAUCGGAUCAGAGACUGGUGGUACGACAUCGAGUGCCCGAUGAUGGAGAAACCGUCUUCUUCUGUCAACAGCAUUGUUGAUCUUGAGGAUAGGGAUCCCAAUGGGCUGAAUGAGCAUCUCCAGGUCAUGUGGGAGGACGUCAUCGGGGAGCCCGAUGGCAUCAGGAGCCCAGAAUGCGCGUGGAGACUCAGUGGACAUUGCUUUCGCCUGUCGAGAGGCUGUUGCUACAUCUUCUUGUCGAUUUUGAUAGCCCCUAUUGUUGCCCUCUUCUUGGGUUUCACUUUCGCCUGUCUUUCAUUUCAACACAUUUGGUGUAUAGCUCCAUGCCUCCGUGUGUGGAAAAUAUCGUGUGCAGCAACGAGGGCAUUCUUUACUGGUUUCACCCACGCUCUCGUUCGCCCAUGUACAGAAUCCAUUGGCUACCUUUUCCAUAACGUUCGGAUCCACAACCAAAAACUGCCCGAUGGUCCACAGCUCAAAGAUGAUGCCCUGAUCGUAUAACUAAAGAAAUUAACCUCUGCCAUGCACAUUGGCUCACAUCGACAUGAUCCUAAAUUUUCUCCGAUAAACCGUUGCUACACGGAGGCAAAAGUUGGAGAAAAAUUACCAAACGAGUCA
Messenger RNA from Diachasma alloeum, 752 nucleotides. Its product is annotated as caveolin-3. Lineage: Eukaryota; Metazoa; Arthropoda; Insecta; Hymenoptera; Braconidae. The record is from RefSeq and is a predicted model, not a curated record. Gene Ontology annotation, molecular function: molecular adaptor activity. Gene Ontology annotation, biological process: caveola assembly. Bases 129 to 635 code for a protein of 168 amino acids. The transcript is spliced from 3 exons. Gene Ontology annotation, cellular component: caveola.